CUACAAGACACUCAGCCUAUAAUUACCAUGAUAGGUAAUUUUAUUUCUGAGAUAAAAUUAGGCGAAAAAGCCAUAUCAGAGCUCGUGAAAGUAGAACUCAUUCUCUAAACAUCAUCACCACUUUAUGCGUUUACUCUAAUGGUAAUUUGAAAGAGAGGUUCGAAUAAACUGCACUUCCGACGUUAGUACUGACCUUGAAGUCUAUAAACAAUUCUUAGGCAGUAGUGGAGGUAGUUUGGGUAAAGUAUGUAUAACUUUUACAAAAUAUGGGUUGGUCACAUAAAGCUAAAGCAUUGAAGAGUUACAGUGAACAAUAAGUUUCAAAGUGACUAGUAAAUUACUAGUUACAAUAAGUCUAAAUGGUUGAGGGCAGCUGAUAGUAGAUACAAGGCUUAAGAUGUAUAAAUAUUUUUUAGCUAUACUUACGAACAGUUUUGUAGACAAUUCUUUGGUUUCAGAGCACUGCCGUGUUGUAGGACAGGUUCUCAUUUUGAACCAGCCUGGACUUCUAGUAUUUACUGUCCAUGAACUGCAGUUAGAUAAUAACUAUGAAAACUAGUAUUUAGAAUUCUUCAUUGGUCAGAUCGAUCCCUUUGUGGCUAUCACAAGGUGUUUCCUGUCCUUUCUUAAAUACGAGAACUGUCGGUGUUCAAGAUCAAUUAGGUAGGGUUUGUACAACGCCUAGACUAGUAGACGUUGCAAGUAGCCGUGCUGUUGAAACUAGUUUGUCAUCUUUAAAAACUCUGAGUUAGCCUAUCAGAGUGAUUUUUCACGUCGCUAGGGUUUUUGAAUGUAUGCUGCUUUGCUCCACUAGCCCUAAAGUCUGGUUUGUGUGUAGUUGUCGACGAUCGGCUCAUAACUACUCAUACUAAAGGUAUUUAGUGAUAUGUUUGUAGAUUUGUGCUAUGUAUUUCGAUUUGUUAUAUUAGUUUGUUCGUUAAAGCAUCUAAGUAUGGUUGAGUUGUAGUGCUUUGGGUUAAGAUGGAUCUAAUCUCAUUAUUCAUUAGAUAAGCUUAGCAUCUGGAACACUAGUCAGCACCAUCGAGACUGUUACAAUAUGGUAUGCUGCGCUGAAACUCCCAUAAGUUCAAAUACACCUUUUUAUCUUGUUUCCUUGAACUUCAUGCGGUCUAAUAUUUCGCCACAUACUUUAGCACAAAUUUAUUCAAGUACCUGAAAGUUAUGUUAAUUCAGCAUUGAUUGGUAAUAUUACGGCAGAUUUCAGCAUUCGAUGAAGUGGAAUAAUUCGGAUGCUAAAUGUUUGAAGAUCAGAGUAACACUGCAUGAGUCUGAGUUGGAGUUUAACAUAUCGCCUAAAAGCACAGGAAAAUACCUCUUCGAUCUAGUCUGCAGUACAAUUGGCUUGAGAGAGACGUGGUAUUUCGGAUUACAAUUUUAUAGCUUCUUUCCAAAUGGAAGAAUGCAACUUUCUCACUGGCUUAAAUUAGAUAAGAAGAUUGUUUCACAAAAACCAGAAGAUAUCUCUAAGUCUCUUUGCUUCUUUUUUCACACCAAAUUCUUUCCUGAAGAUGUUGAACAGGAACUAAUACAAGCUACAACUCGUCGUCUGUUCUAUUUAAGUGUCAAAUCCACCAUUUUAAAUCGAAGCGAAUCCAAUAUGAAUGGAAAUUGUUUUGGCGAUCUUUGUCCAUCCCUCGAUGUGGCUAUUCUUCUUGCCUCAUUGGCUUCUCAGGCAGAAUACGGUGAUCUUUGCGAGGAAGAGCUUAGUGAUACAGAGGAACUCACAUACUUACCACGCCGUAUUCUUAGAUUAAUCCCAGCUCAACUAUGGACCCAAAUACAGUCCACUCAAGGUGUAGCACAGAAGUUUCGGGAACAUUAUAAAUCCCACAAGGGAAUGAAUCGCGACAAGGCGGAACUUCAGUAUCUCAAGGUAGCCCAGAUGCAUAACCUUUUUGGGGUGGAUUUUUUCCCUAUUGUCUAUGCUCGGAUGAAGUUUCCUCGAACUUUAAGCUCGACACAGAACGAAUCAACUCUUUGGGACAACACUAAUCAAUGUCACACAAAUGCUUGGCUUGGUGUUACAGCAGCAGGUCUUCAACUGUAUGGAAAGUGUCAACGUGAUCCACCUCAAUUUACAUUUCCUUGGAAUAUGAUAAAAAAUGUUUCAUAUCGCGAACGCAAAGUAUAAAACAAAGUGAAUUGUUUGUCUUCGUCCGUUCCCUAAUCAAUAAAGCUCUGCGGAUGUGAAGAUAUUUCGUCACUAAUUUUUACUACAGAAAGCGAACAACCUACUAAAUGGAGAAUAGUAAUAUCCUUGAGAUCAGCAGAUGAAAGACUAUAAAAUUUCCAUUUUUACUCGGCGAAAUUGUCUCUUUCUUGUUUGUGUUCCCAAAUUUCUUUUUAAGUUGGUUUCUUUUUAAUCAUCGUUUAGUUUACGAUCAAGUUGACCAGUACCUGUCGUGGAACCAACAAACCUAGUCAAAAUACAUCUGUCCCUACCUUAUUGAAUGAAACCAGAGGACCAGCUGUUAUUUCAUCAAAAGCAAGUCAGCCCAAUCGUAGUCCUCUUAUUAGUAUCACAGGCCAAGCUUUUGUUGGUGUUGCUGUAGGUUCUAGUGCAGGAGGUAGUGGGACGUCUGCCGCAAGCUUACCUAGCACUCCAAUAUCAGCUCGUCUUAUCCCUUCAGUUCCACCUGUUUCUCCAAAUUUACUUGAUACGUCUGUUAACCUUUCAUCUCCAAGAGCUGUUUCCAAGUUUGAAUCAUGCGAAACUGCACAACAACUGGGUGCUUCAAAAGGCUUCAAAGGUCGUGCUAAAGUUCUUGAACUAGGUUCACGCUGCAUUCCUGGUUUAUCAAUCAAAUCCUCUCGUUACUCUGCUAAUGAAUUCGCAGUUACUAGGACUAGUGUGAAUUGUCUUCGUGGCCCUAGGGUUCAGUCUGCGGAAAACAAUGUCUCGCUGCCGUCGAAAAGUUUGCUUAAAUCGUCCAAUCUGAAUUCUGAGACUGUAUUAAUCAGUGUUGUUGAAGUUUGGUUGGCAGACCCAAAUCAAGCUAAAACAGUUAUGUCUAUGUGUGCUGGUAACCACUCACUGUUCAUGAGACGUCGUCAGCCGGAUAGCAUUGAGGUCCAGCAAAUGAGAGCACAAGCAAGAGAAGAGAGAGCCAGACGAGAGGUUGAAAGAGCACGACUGGCAAAAGCACGUGCAGAAAAAGCUGAGGCUUUAGAAGCUAAAUCAGUUUUAGAGGCUCGGUGUGCUCAACUUGAAGAGGCACUAAUACAUCAGCAAAAGCGCCAAAACCCUUACACCUCUGAUAACCAUAAUCGUUUGAUCGAUACCUACGUAGACAAUUCGACCUCCACUCAUACUUCUCAAUGUAUAUCCACUCAAUACAACUGUAAAGUUGCUUUCAGUCCCACGAGGAAAGAAAAUCAAAAAGACGUUGAAAUGGAUGGUAUGCAUAUAUCCCGAACGUUGAAUGACGAUGAUGAUGACCAGAAAUCUAUUUCUAAUCCCACUGUAGAUAAUGAUAAAACUACUAGUGAUAUGAAUGGUGACCGAUGUGGCAACUACUUUGAUGACUAUAGUUUCUAUCCACCAGUAACCAAUUUGGAUGGAUACCCAGUACAUCAUGGAAAAUCUUGGGAUGAUGGUAUUCAGAUAGACCAAAAUAAUUUGGUUUAUACUGACCCUCUAUAUCCAAACAUUCCAGCAAAUUCCUUCCCUGUCUAUUCUAAGUAUACUGACCAUCGAUUUGCUCCGGGUUCAGUAUCUGUUCCUGUAACACCUCACGUUAAACGCACAGAAGUGAUACUCGAUCGGGGUGCAGAUUAUUACCUGCAGUCAUCCAUGUGGCCGUUUGAGUCAACUAGCUGUCCAGUAGAUCUACAUAGCGAGCAUUCUGUUUAUAAGACUCAGUCGAACAAAAAGGUGGUUGUGUAUCCAUCUUAUUUGGUUACCAAUCUUGGUCCAUUGUAUUCUGAUGGUGCUUUCUGUGGCAUUGCCAUUAAAUCUUUAUUGUCUGGAAAUCAUUGUCUAACUGGUGAAAUACCAGUAGUAUCUGUUGGGGAUUCCAUUUCCAAAGAACCGGAAACCUCGUUCUCUCCGUUUGUUAUUGUCCCAGGUGGCUUGCCUGCUCUUCACAAUGAUGAAGUUUUAAAUUCAAAAUCUCGUACCAGACCUACAGAUGUCUCUCAUUGUAAUCAUAAUCCGUGUUCUUGUGCAGUAAUGUCAACUGAACACCAACCUCCGACAGUCUGUCACAUACAUUCUCCACCUCAAACAAUUAUUCGUGAGGUUUCUUAUACUGUACCAACGAAUGUUCUGAGACACCCACAGUACUGUACACCAAACUGUCAUGUUCAGUUCGUCCCACACGAUCCUGUAGAUCGCAGCCAAUAUAUGUAUUCGAGUCCAUCUCUGGCUGCAAUACUUUCUCCUAUUGUUACUCAACGUUUGCAUCGUCGAAUUUCCAAUCGUCCACAGCCUAGUCGUGGCUUACAGCGACAGCAAUCGCAGCCGAAAAGCCCAAUAUCAUCUGACUCAGUUCAUAUUCCCUUAAUAGAACGUUCGACAAGUUACAUGCAAAUACCUUACUCAGAAAACGACUGUGGAUUAGCGUCUACAGAGGAGUUUAAUUUGACGAACAAGCACUUUUUAUCCCGCCCUACUGAUCGUGGCUGUUCUUUUCAAUAUCCACCUUGUUCCACAAACGUUCAUUCGAAAUACCAUGACUUUCAGACAGGUAUUAAUAGCUCAUGGAAGUUCAAACGUUUGUGUUUGGUCGCAAAUAUCCUAAGGAAGUUUAUCCGAAUCCACUAUUAUAUUACCAAUUUCACUCUCCUACAACAAAUGAAUAUCUUCGCCGUGCUGCUAGUCUUGACGUUUCAUCUGGGAAUAAUGAUCUUUUGUGGAAUAUAGCACCUCGUGAAUUGUUAUCUCGAACAAGUGAACGUAAUGAAGAUGAGAAUGUCUAUCUAUUCGAAUCAAAUCCUCCUUAUUCUCAACGCAGUUUCUUAACAAAUCAGUUACAGGAGGAAAGAGCUCACUUUGCAUUCCUUCAAACACAAUUUUCACGACAGUUGUGUGAUACGUGGGGAUAUUUAAAAGCCGCUCGUGGUCAGCAAGCUGAUAAAUUAUGCGAUUCGGCAACCCACGCGAUUGGAAAUAAUAUUUACAAUAAUCCUUCUUAUGGUUGUGAACUGCGAUGUGAUCCGGCUGGCGCUUCGGAUGGGGCAUCUACUGGUGGUGGCAACAUAUGCAGCAUGUGCGGUUCUAGUGCAUAUGGUGGGCACGAUCAUCUUCACGACACGAGUCCUGACCAUCAUUUCUACGAACGGUACUCACAAUUAAACCAAGAUAUUUCAUCACCUGAUGACUCAGGUGUUAAUAAUUUAAGGUUGAUGAUCAGUGGUGGAAGGUCCGACAACAAAUUAGAAGGCAAUGCUAGUGCGUUAUAUCAAGAAUUGCAGUCUAGUGCGCAGUCACGAUACGCCUAUAUGAACUUAUACACACAGUCAACGAAAGCCUUUUGAAUUCAAAUUCCUAUACACUUCUAACCCUUUCAAUUUGUUUGCUGCAUCCAUCAUUCUUAUUUGCGUAAAGCCUUGCUGUAUAUAAAAGACGACUUCACUAUGCA
Schistosoma haematobium is the source of this 5603-nucleotide messenger RNA. RefSeq lists its product as uncharacterized. The transcript has 16 exons. Gene Ontology annotation, cellular component: cytoskeleton; filopodium. Bases 3029 to 4885 code for a protein of 618 amino acids. NCBI's taxonomy places the organism in Eukaryota, Metazoa, Platyhelminthes, Trematoda, Strigeidida, Schistosomatidae. Gene Ontology annotation, molecular function: actin binding; cell adhesion molecule binding. Gene Ontology annotation, biological process: positive regulation of protein localization to early endosome; regulation of cell shape; regulation of organelle assembly. The record is from RefSeq and is a predicted model, not a curated record.